UUACUUAUAAAAGGAAGCCACCACCUCUUAUUUCUUGUUUUUCAGUUUCAGUUCCUAAAAUCAACCCAAUACCAAAGCAACCUCAGAGAAAGAAAAAAAGAGGAAGAAUCGAAAUCGAAGUCACGCGCUCCUUCUGAUCCAACAGCAACAGCUACUACAUACUAGUUUCUGUUCGAUAUAUAUCCACAACGGAAAGGAAUUUGGAGUUGGUGAUUUGGUUUACAAUCAAAUUUUUUUUUUCUUUUGGUUAUGAUGGCUGUUCAAGCGCAGCAGUAUCAGGAGAAUCUGGUUUUUGGUAUUAACGGUUCGCAGGAAUGGAUGGAUUCUUGUGGUGGGUUGUAUGAUUUUUAUCUCAAUCCUCAACAGCAAGAACAGAUGCAGCAGUUACAGAAUAUCAAUCUCAUGAGAAACCACAAUCUGGGUUUUGAAAAUAGUCUCCUGGUUUCUUCUCCUUCUUGUCAAAGUAAUCUUCUGUCAAUGGCGUUUUCUGAUUCUUUAGCUGCUCAGAUUGAUAAACAAGCAUUGGAGAUUGAUCGAUAUAUUCUAUUACAGAACGAGAGACUCAGAUCAGUUCUGCAAGAGCAAAUGAAGAAUCAACUGGCCAUCCUUCUAAGGAGGAUGGAAUCAAAGAUGAUGAGCUUACUGACACAGAAAGAUGAAGAAAUUGCAAGAGAAUCUAAAAGAACAAUGGAGUUGGAAGAAUGUUUGAGAAGGAUGGAGAUGGAGAAUCAAGCAUGGCAGAGAGUCGCCAAGGAGAAUGAAGCUAUGGUUAUGGCCCUUAACAAUACUCUGGAACAGGUCAAAGAGAACGCUUAUUGUUUUCCAUCUGCAGGAGCAGAGGAUGUUGAGUCCUGUUGCGAUAUCUCUGAUCAAGCACAUUACAGAGAGGAGAAGAGAAGAGAUGAUGAAGAAGAAGAAGAACAAGAAGAGGAAUCAAUGAGAAAGAUGACUUGCAAAUCCUGCAAUUCUCAAAGAUCCUGUGUUCUUUUCCUUCCUUGCAGGCAUCUCUGUUCUUGCAAAUCCUGUGAAGCCUUCCUCGAUUCUUGCCCUGUUUGUAAUUCUCCAAAAAAGGCAAGCAUGGAGGUCUACAUGUUGUAGAGAAAAUCAGAAAAACAGAAAUUAAAAUCUUUUUUUUUUUUCUUUCUUUCUUUAA
This is a messenger RNA of Macadamia integrifolia, 1153 nucleotides long. Its product is annotated as probable BOI-related E3 ubiquitin-protein ligase 3. The transcript is spliced from 2 exons. The record is from RefSeq and is a predicted model, not a curated record. Lineage: Eukaryota; Viridiplantae; Streptophyta; Magnoliopsida; Proteales; Proteaceae. Bases 250 to 1098 code for a protein of 282 amino acids. Gene Ontology annotation, molecular function: ubiquitin-protein transferase activity.